AUGGGCUCCGAUCCAGACGCUUCUCUUUCUCCAUCUUCGUCAACACCAAACCUCGAGAUACCUAAACGUACCAGCAUGUCGUCGUCAAUCCGCACCCAUUCCCCUCUGGGCCAGAAUAGGGAGGCAUCUCCCUCGCCGUCCCCCAGGUCAGGCUCUGUUUCCCUUCAGGCCGCAGCUACCCUCAACGCUGGUCUUCAGCGCAAGGAUUCACUACGAGGCUCUACCACCAGCCCGCUUAAUACAUCUCAGACCCCCAAGAUUCCCAGCGCCGGUCGUCGCCAAUCACAAGUUCUCAUGAACCUCCAGAUGAACGACCCCUCGAUACCAGCUCCUGGCGAAAUGAUUUCAGACAGCUCCAAGCCAUCAUCCGUCAGCUCGCCCCAGCCCAUCCCCGGCCGCUCUCAGCAGCACAACCGGGCUCCUAGCCUCGGAGAGCUUCACCAGGAGCUUGAGAACGAGCAGGAGUACCAGGUGAACCGUCUGCUCAGUGAAAUCCGGAGGUUACAAUCCCAGCUUCAGCGCCAGCAAUCUUCGGGCGCCAUCAGCGACGAUAACUCCGGACGGGACACGCCUAAUCACAGCUCGACACCACUGAUGGGAGGAGUUUCUGGAACAUCGAUCCCCAAGUCACCGGGCUACCUGCCCCACCCCCGCGGUUCGUUCGACUUCCCUCGCAGCAACAACAACGACCUCAACAAGGCUCGGUCCAGAACGCCGAGUAGAGGCGCUUCGCCUAGGGUGCGCGCCACGUCGAUUAGUGCAGACAGCAUGGACCAGUGGGCCCUGGGAGGAAGGGAUGAGAGUGCCUUUUAUCAGGCAGAGACGCAGAUGCUUGUCAGGGAGAAUCAGAUGUUGAGGCAUCGUAUUCGCGAAUUGGAACGUCAGCUAGCCGAAUCAUCAGGAAAAGACGUUGCCAUCACCCAUGAACCUACUCACGCUUCGGGUCUUCAUCGCUCGACGUCUAUCUCAGAUGUAGAACGUCCCAAGAUGAAUGCCCCUUCGCAGUCGCACCAGGAGGAAGCGAUUGCUGAGUGA
Sordaria macrospora k-hell is the source of this 1035-nucleotide messenger RNA. RefSeq lists its product as uncharacterized. The record is from RefSeq and is a predicted model, not a curated record. Lineage: Eukaryota; Fungi; Ascomycota; Sordariomycetes; Sordariales; Sordariaceae.